GGCGGCAACAGCAACACAGGAAAUUCUAGCCAGCUGGUGGUUGCCUUGCAGAAAAGGCCCGGGCUGCCUCUCUCUCUCUCUCUCUCUCUCUCUCUCUCUCUCUCUCUCUCUCUCCCCGUGUGUGGGCGGGGGUGGCAGCCUUAUGGAUUUAGUCAAAGCUGGGAGGGAGUGCAUGGGCUGGGCUUUUUCUCCCGCUUGGCCCAUGGUGACUCCCGGUCUGGCCUGCCGUUGGUUAUUAUGGAUUCAAUCAUUAUUCAGGAGCGAUUAGUCGAGCGGCUGCUUUCUCCCAGGACCCAGACCCAGCGAAGCCACUCAGCCAAGCUGAAGGUACAAGGGUAUAUUUAUAGUAAUAGCCGAGAGCUGGAGAGAAGGAGGAGGGGGUGGGUGCACAAGAAUGGUGCCUGAGGAGAAGCAGUUAGCCACAGAAGAGACUUGCCAAGGGCAGAGGAACAGGAGGAAGCCGGUAAGGAGGCGAAGGCAGAGCGUGAGAGAUCAGGGGAGGGGAAAAGGGGGCCAGAAUCUGCGAGAGGCUGCGGUGGGUUAUAUAAAAUGCAAACCACAAAACAAAACACCAGCCUCUUUUCUGUGCUGUCCUCCCAUCGUUGCCGCUCACAUCAGUGGAAGCCAGAAGGAAAACACACUGAUGUACACAUGCUGCCUUUUGUGGGUGUCUGAUUUGGGGCUGACGUCUUGGAUAGGGUACCAUUUCAUUAGACAAUAUGUUUGUUUGAAUGCACAUUUGCAUGUGUGUCUUGGGCACCUGGCGUUUGACCCACUUUGGACCGAUCAGCGCUCAGUCGCUGGACCGCCGGUGUGCAGACAGCUGGGGGACUGUGAUGUGUGAGUUUCUGAUUCAGUAGGGGGUCAUUUGGGGUGCGUGCGCCCAGGGAGUCUGCUUUUAUGCUAACUCUAGACAUGGAUGUCCUCCGUCGUGCCGAGUCAAACUGCAAGAUGCACAUGAUGAAGACGAUUUUGCUUUGGGCAGGGAAUUCAGGGGAAGACAGCGAAUAAAUUUCGUGCCCUUUCUUUUUAGCCUAGGAUGCUAUUGCGCCCGACAGAGGGAGCCAGCCAGAGUCAGGCCUGAGUUGAGGAUCAGUGCCCAGGCGAAGGCUGGAGCCACAAUCUGUUACUGUUUCGUUACUUCUGAAUUUUCAUUUCCAAAGCUUGCCUUUCAGGGGAGAUGCCCCUCCCAACAGUACCCUGUCCGAGACAGAUGGCAGGGACGUAGAGUUUGCAUUCUGGGUCUCUUGGGAAGGCUUCCUCUUCUAUUGCCUGCCGUCCAAAGCUUUGAGAAGAAAGGAGGAAGUAGGCAGUGUGACAAAGGGGGCAAAGGCUCCUUAAUAUCCCCUCCAUUAAUUCACAGGACCUGACUUGUACUGAGUCAGACCACAGGUCCACCUAGUUCAGUACAGUCUACCCUGACUGGCAGGGACACGAGUGGCGCUGUGGUCUAAACCACUGAGCCUCUUGGGCUUGCCAAUCAGAAGGUCGGCGGUUCGAAUCCCCAUGCUGCUCCCAUUGCUCUGUUCCAGCUCCUGCCAACCCAGCAGUUCGAAAGCACGCCAGUGCAAGUAGAUAAAUAGGUACCACUGCAGCAGGAAGGUAAAUGGCAUUUCCAUGCGCUCUGGCACUCAUCACGGUAUCCUGUUGUGCCAGAAGCGGUUUAGUCCUGCUGGUCUCAUGACCUGGAAAGCUGUCUGUGGACAAAUGCCAGCUCCCUCAGCCUGAAGUGAGAUGAACGCUGCAUCCCAUCGUUACCUUUGACUGGACUUAACCAUCCAGGGGUCCUUUACCUCUUUUUUUACCUUUACCUUUACAUUGACUGGCAGCAGCUCUUCAGGAUUUAAAGCAGGGGUUUACCUAGAGAUGCUGGGGAUUGAACCCAGGACCUUCUGCAUUCAAAGCAGAUGCUCUUCCACUGAGCUAAGACCCUCCCCCUAUUCAUUUUAUGCACUGACUGGUAUUGCCCCAGCAGGAGACGAACUUUCCCCUGCUGUCUGUCCUUCCAAGCCCAUAAAAGUUAACGCCUAACUGUUUUAUGGCAUUCUUUGGUGGUGCUGUGGCUAGAGAGUUUAUGGAGUCUCCUUCCUUUUUAUGUUUAUUUUUAUAACAUGCAAUUAAUUUUGUGGAAUUUGCUGCCACUAGAUUUGGUGGUAAACCACCAGUUCAUCUUAGAAGGCUUUCAAAGGGGCCUGGAGCCUCCGGUCCUCAGAUGUCCUUCGACGACAUCUCCCAUCAGCCUCAGCAAACAGGGUCAGUGAUGCAAGGGAUGAUGGCAGUUGUAGUCCAACAACACCUAGAGGGCCAUAAGCUCCCUCUCUGAAGAACAUAAGAACAACCUGCUGGAUCAAGUCAGUGGCCUAUCUAGUCCAGCAUCCUGUUCUCAUAGUGGCCAAGCAGAUGCCCCCAUGGGAAGCUUGGAAGCAGGUCCUGAGUGCAAGAACACUCGGCCCUCCUGUAGUUUUGAGAAAAACUGGUACAGUGGUACCUCGGUUUUUGAAUGUUUUCGUUGAUGAACAUUUUUGAACCCGGACGUCCAAAACCCGGAAGCAAAUGCUUCCAUUUUCAAACAUGCCUCGGAAGUUGAAUGGCUUCCGCUGCGUAUUUUUUAAAUUAAUAAUAGUAAUAAUAAUAAUAAUAAUAAUACUUGUAAUAAUAAUAAUAAUAAUUUAUUAUUUAUACCCUGCCCAUCUGGCUGGGUUUCCCCAGCCACUCUGGGCGGCUUCCAACUGAAUAUUAAAAACAAUACAGCAUGAGACAUUAAAAACUUCCCUAAAAGUAAAAUAGUUGUUUAUUGCCUUGACAUCUGCUGGGAGGGCGUUCCACAGGGCAGGCGCCACCACCGAGAAGGCCCUCUGCCUGGUUCCCUGUAACCUCACUUCUCGCAGUGAGGGAACCGCCAGAAGGCCCUCGGCACUGGACCUCAGUGUCCAGGCUGGAUGAUGGGGGUGGAGACGCAAGCAGGAGAUAACUAGAGCAUGCACCACUCUGGCGAGACAGUCAGCAGGCAGGUAGGGUCUCAGCCUGCGUACCAGAUGGAGCUGGUAAACAGCUGCCCUGGACACAGAAUUUUCAAUUUUUCAAUUUUCUCAAUUGAAUUUGCUGACAGCCCUUUGCCUCUCGGUUUUCAAAUGGUCUUUUGGAAUGGAUUACAUUCGAGAACUGAGAUACCACUUUAUGCAGGAGCACACUGCUUCUGGUAGUAGAUAUCAACGGAUUAGACAAAUUCAUGAAGAGAACACGUCAACUGAUGCCUGCCAUGUUCAGAGGCGGGAUGGCUCUGAACGCCAACUGCAGGAGAGCAACAUCAGUAGUAGGUUGUUGCCUUCCUGUGGGCUUCUCAGAGGCAUCUGGUUCUGUCUACUAUGGGGAACAAGUGUUUGGACUGGAUCUGCUUGCUCUGAUCCAGCAGGACUCUUCAUGUGUUCUUAGUGGGCUUCAGAUACAUUUGUGAUACAUCUGUUGAUGGUGCUAUUGAAUGAAACCACAUUAGGCUAGAGGGAUUGCAACAGGGCAGGAUUGGGGACCUCUGUCUACCGGGGUCCACUGUCCCUCAGACCUUAUGGGGGGCUGGACUAUUUUUUUGGGGGGGAGGGGGAAUGAACGAAUUCCUAUGCCCCACAAAUAACCCAGAGAUGGAAUUUAAAUAAAAGGACACAUUCUACUCAUGUAAAAACAUGCUGAUUCCCGGACCGUCCUCAGGCCAGAUUUAGAAGGCGAUUGGGCCAGAUCCAGCCCCCAGGCCUUAGUUUGUCUACCCAUGUUCUAAGCAAAAGCAAAAGACCCAUGUUAGAGUAUAUGUUGCAACUAGGACCAGGGCCUUUUCAGUACUGGCCCAGACUUGGUGGAACGCUCUGUCACAAGAGACUAGGGCCCUGUGGGACUUGACAUCUUUUCGCAGGACCUGCAAGACAGAGCUGUUCCGCCUGGCCUUUGGUUUGGACUCUUACGUUUCCCUCCCCUUAUGGUUUUGAUCUAUGGGCCACUUUUAAAAUGAGGCUGCAUUUUAAAUAGCAUUUUAACCCGUAUUUUAAAUUGGUCCCCCCCCAUUAUGUUUUUACUGUAAUUUUACUGGUGUUAGCCACCCUGAGCCUGGGGAGGGCGGGGUAUAAAUAAAAUUUAUUAUUAUUAUUAUUAUUAUUAUUAUUAUUAUUAUUAUUAUUAUGUUUUGCAAGCAAAAUGGACCCAGGUUCAAUGCCCAGUGUCUCUCGGUAGGCCUGGGAAGGGGCCCUGCUGAAAUCCUGGAGAUGCUGACAGGAGCACAGGAAGGCCAGACUAUUGGUCCAUCUAGCUUCACAUUGUCUACACACUGGCUGGCAGCAGUUCUCCAGGGUUUCAGGCCCGGGGCAUUCCUAGCUUGGAAUCGAGCCUGGGACCUUCUACCCUGCCCCUAAAUGGACUACUGUUUCGAUUCUGCAUUAGGCAGCCUCUUAACCCACAGCCAAGGGUUCAACUGGGCUCCACAGGUUCUUCUUUUUGACUCAGGGUUUUUUUUAAUGCAAUUGUUAGAUCCAUCUGUAGUGUCUGUUUGCCAAGUCCCUUUGUUUGUGUUCCUCAAACUUUGGGACCAGGGAGGGAGAAGAAAAGAUGGACGGCAAAAACUGGGUUGACUCCCUGGCUGAGAAGAUGUUGGAAUAGCAGUUCUUAAAUGAGGAUGGAGGUGGUUCUUCUUGGGAGAAAGAAGCCUCUGUGUGUAUCAAGAGCAGAAAGCAGCUGGGAGGACCUCUUUAGAUUUACCACGAGCAAUGAAUGGGGUAUUCAGAGGGUGCCUUGUUGAGUAGAGCUGGAAUUCCAUUGACACAAGCAGGCCCACGAAUCUCCUGGCCUGUCACCCCUGGCCAACAGGAAGUGGUCUGCCUCGUUCUGGAGCCAAUGUAAACAUGGAGGGCUGGGUGGGUUUGAGCUUCACAUUUUAGCCCUCAUGCCCUGUCAGAGGCAGAUCACUUCUAAUUACCAGUUGCUGGGACUCACAAGUAGGCCUGGGUGAUGUAUCAACGCCACCCAUGAGACAAGGUGAGGUGGAUUACUUUGGGUGGUGAGAUCCACAGAGGCAGCAGAUCCUGCCUCCAAAGCUGCCUCUACAGCAGUCUUUUGGUGAAUAGGAGGCGCUGCAGGCCUCCUCCCGCCAACUUAAAUAAAAUAUUGGGGGUGGGAGGUAUGCCCUGUCCCAAGUAAUCAAUCUCAAAACACACACCUACACCGUUUAAAUGGCAAUUCCCAUCAACUGUGAGGGGCCUUGGCCCCCUCAGAUAUUUUAUUGGGGGAGCUGAAGGAAUCUCAGUCCCUCCUAUGUCUCCCACCCUCGUUCCCGACAUAGAUCUUUAUUCCCCCUCUCUUCUUCCUGAUGUAGAUCUUCACUCACUCCUUCGUCCCUGGCAGGGAAGGAGGCAGGGGGCGCCAUUUUGUGGUGCCAAAAUGUCUUGAGCUGGCUCUGGUGUCUUGCUCUGCGUUCUUAUAUUCUGAAGAAACAGUUAACCCAGAUGUGAAUUCUGGGCAGAAAAAGAGUUAUGUAUAUCAGUUUCAAUGAGUCUACUCUGAGCAUUGGGUACAGCGUGUGGACCUCCCAUAAUAAGCAUUUGGUUGGCUGCUGUGAGAACAGGAUACUCUGGUCUAGAUGGGCCAUUGGCUCGAUCCAGCAGAGCUGUUCUUAUGUUGAUGGUGUGAGGCUCUCUGAAGCACAGGUUGACUAGCGUUGACUAUAAUCAAAGGUCUGCCAUGGAGCUGGUGUGUGCAGGGAUGUUGAGGGCCGGACUUGUGUGGACACACCCCUGCUCCCUCCCCACACAGACCAGUUAUCUGAAACUCUGGAGGACUGGGUGCCUGGGUUCUAGCUCAGCGGGUUCCUUCUGUUGAAGCAGGAACUGUGAGUCCUGGGGACAGUGUUGCUUUUCUUCAUAACUCCUCCUAAUAGCGCAGGAAGGGUACCAAGUCCCAUGUCCCUCUGGGGAGCUUGCUAUGUGUGCAAUUUGCAGCAGGGUGCCCUGUGCCCUCGCAUCUCAGGCUGUGGGUGGCUGGGCACUUUAUUUUUAGAAGUUUUAAAAGGAAUUUUUCGUUUUUUACUUUUAGAGGAAUGGAGGCAACCUACAACCCUCGGAUCACCUUGUGAGUACUUCUUUUUUUAAAAACAGUGUGUUUCCAUGCAGAUGUUUUUGGGAUGUCCCAUUAAAAAACCCAACCAGAAAUGGACUUUUAUCCCAUAUUUGCACCAGGCAUGAUGCCACUUUAAUCACCAAAACUCCACCCCCUCAAAGAAUAGUUUGUUGGGUCCAUCUAUCCUUAGAGCCAGCAAAGGGGAAAGUGUUCCAUAUAUUAACUUAUACAAAGGGCAAAAUGAGGCAACCUUGAUCUAAAAAAUAAAUAAAGUAAAACUGUUGUUGACAUUAAUUUGAAUGCAUUCCGGGCCUUUUUAAAGGGAUUAUGUUGGCUUUGGUCAUUUUCCACCAGUGUUUUGUUAAUCGUCUUGAAUCCGUUUGGAGAAAUGGAUAGGAUGGCAAUUCUUAAAAGGAAAACAGCUAUUAUUAAAGGCCUUUACAAUGUAAAUGACAAAUGUGUGUUUGUGUGUAACCCACAUCAGGACCCUGCUGUGUUAUGUUGGGGGAGGGCAGUAGGGGGCUUUAACCUUUUGUAGUCCUGAUCUGAAUCUUCAAAUUUAGGGCAGAAUCCAAUAGAGUGGAACCACUAGUGCAAGGCCUUUGUGCAACAAUGGUUUACUGACAUUUGCAUUUAACUGUUUUGCUUUAUUUCUAACUGUUUUAUGCUUUUACUGCAUGCUUUUAUGUUUCUAUUGCUGCAAAGUGUAUAUUUUUAUGAUACAGAAGUCUACAAAUAGUUUUAUAAAUAAAUAAACAAACUUCUCUCCCCUCUCUUCUCUCUGCCCACCCCCUAAAUCUGUUCGGGUGUGUGUGUGUUCCCCAAUCCUCUGGAGCCUAUUUGGGGAGGUGGGCUUGUGUAGAGAGAGGAGAAGGAACUCAAAUUCCAUUGCACAAGUGGACAUCCUUUCAUUUGCAGAUCUAGUUGUUUGGAUAGCAGCCUCACCCCCCCCCCCAAAAAAAACCCCAUUCACCCAGUUGCCAAUUCCAUGAACGACUUUUCAUCUUGCUCCACCCCGGAGACUUCUUUAAACUCUGCACUCGCUUAAAACAUCUACUUAAAGAAACACUUUAACUUCUCAUUCACCAGCUACAAGCGACCAUCACGCUAAUGUGGAACGAGAGAAUCAGGAUUAAUCCAUCUUUCUCCCAAGCUUGGCAGUGCAGCAAGUAUUUCAUUAAGAAAGCGCUUGUCCGUCCACCAUCCAUCUAAUGUUCUACUUCGGAAGACACUGAGAAAUGACCAGCCCUGUGACCCAUCUUCCUUUUAAUUAUUUUCACUGGCGUUUAAAAUUUAAUCAUGUAGAUUAAUCAUGUAGAUUAAUAUUUCUAAUUAAUAUAUCCAGGAAGUCAGUAUCUCUGUAGUACUAAGAACCAUGUUCUGCCAGGUCUCGGCGGUUGUCAGGCAAGGAAUGUCCAGGGUGAGAAACUCACUCUUCAUUGUCAAAAAUACAACUACAAGUUUUGAAAAGGCAUGUCCAUCAGUCCUACAUUUCUCAGCUGCUCCUGGGUGUAUCUCUGAUGAGGCAGUUGCCUCAACAGAGAGGCCCCAACCCUGACCUCAGCUUAUCAUGAAUUUCAUUUCAAUACCACUUUACAUUUUUAAGAAAAAGCUCAAAGCAGUUUACAAUGCACUGAAACAUCAAAUAAAACAAUCCAGAAUAUAACAGAUAUAAAGUAUACAUUCAGAGCAUUCAACAGGACGCUCCUGAAGAUUUCAAAAUAAAUCAUUACAAAGGAGAUCGACUGCUGCACAGAAUGCACAUUUAACAAAAGAAAUACCUUAAACAUUUCAAAAUAAAACAUUACUAUAGGAAAUCAAAUAUAAAAUAAAAACAGCAUAACUAACAAGAGAGUAAAAUACCAUAACGUAUCAGCUACUGUUGCUGCCAAUCCUGCCAAUGGUGGUUCAUGGCGGGUGGCAGCUGUAGAAGCUCAGGGUCGAUGACCUGGGUCUGCACUAAGUGACAGGCAAGGUGGUCUCAUAUAUUUUCCCCACCUGAGCUGCCCAUAAGCAGGUGGAGACUACGCCUGUGUGUAACCUGUUUCUGCUCCUCCCGCUUCAGCCCUCUCCUGGUCCUGGGAGACAGUGGAGCAGGAGAAGGGUAGGGCAGCAGCAGGAGGAGGUGUGGAAGUCCUUGAGUCUCCACCUGUUCUUCACUCUCCAACCCUGCCUCUUUUGGCUGCUACAGGCUCCCCCAGAUCGGUGGCGGAGGAAGAGGGGUGCGGUGGGGGUGGUGCGCCCCAGGUGUCAUCCCUGAGGGGUGUGUGACAUUGCCGUGCCCCCAGAUGCUAGCCCCGCCCCAUGGACGGCUAGCCCCGCCUCCGGGUGCACAGCAUGCGCCCACAGAGCAGCUAGCUCCGCCUCUGCCCCAGAUCACUGAUUUAUUUUUCCAAGUCAGUGUCUAACCUCCCUUCUCCUGGUGACAACUUCGUAGCGUUCAGCCACCAGUCCCUGACAGAAUGGACAGACCCUCCAAGUGUCCAUAUUUUCAAGGGAUAGUCCCAGAUUUACACAAGCCAUCCCUGUUUCUGAUUUGAUCCUGGAAUGUCCCACUUUCCCUUAGGACGUCCUUAUUUUCAUCAGAGAAAUGUUGGAGGGUGUGGAGUUAUGCGACCCCCAAGCCAAGGAGAUAAGUUAUUAUUCAACCUUUAGAAGACAUCUGAAGGCAGCCCUGUACAGUGGUACCUCUGGUUACGUACUUAAUUCGUUCCGGAGGUCUGUUCUUAAGCUGAAACUGUUCUUAACCUGAAGCACCACUUUAGCUAAUGGGGCCUCCUGCUGCCGCCGUGCCGCCGGAGCACAAUUUCUGUUCUCAUCCUGAAGCAAAGUUCUUAACCCGAGGUACUAUUUCUGGGUUAGCGGAAUCUGUAACCUGAAGCGUAUGUAACCCGUGGUACCAGUGUAUUGAGAAGUUUUUUUUAAUGUUUAAUGUUUUGCCCAGAAUGGCUGGGGCAACCCAGUUAGAUGGGUGGAAUAAUAAUAAUAAUAAUAAUAAUAAUAAUAAUAAUAGAAUAGAAUAGGGUGUCCCUAUUUUCAUGUUGGAGGGUAUGCAGGUUAGCUACAGUUGCAGUGAGAAAAACUUAAUGGAGUAAAGGCAAAGCCAGGGGGUGUUAUUUCAAAGCAGGGAGAGCAGCCUUAAGAUUUGUCCCGGGUACUGGCAACCCACACUACACCACUGGUUCAAGGGCAUAGUCCAGCCGGGCAAAAGUAGUCAAGGGGAAGGUACAGAGCACAGGCAUGUGGGUUUGGCUUGGGGAAGGACCAUGAGAGAGUCCCAGAGGCUGUAGAGGGAGACAGGCCCAGGGGGCAGCAUUUGACCUCUGGGCCUGAGGGUUCCACACCUCUGCUUUUCCACCUUUCCUCCAAGAAGCUCAAGGUGCCAUAAGCUCAUACCGCUUGAGUCUUUUAAAGAAAGUAGUCCUUGUCCACUUGCAUAACGGGAAAUCUGUAAUUCUUAUUUAAUGUGUGUGACCACCUACAAUGGCUUGCAGCUGUAUGGGCGAUUGGCUAAUAAUAAUAAUAAUAAUAAUAAUAAUAAUAUUUAUACCCCGCGCAUCUGGCUGGGUUUCCCCAGCCACUCUGGGCAGCUCCCAACAAAAUAAACUCACUUCUCGCAGGGAGGGAACUGCCAGAAGGCCCUUGGAGCCGGACCUCAGUGUCUGGGCUGAACGAUGGGGGUGGAGACGCUCCUUCAGGUAUACUGGGCUGAGGCCGUUUAGGGCUUUAAAGGUCAGCACCAACACUUUGAAUUGUGCUCGGAAACGUACUGGGAGCCAAUGUAGGUCUUUCAAGACUGGUGUUAUGUGGUCUCGGUGGCCGCUCCCAGUCACCAGUCUAGCUGCCGCAUUCUGGAUUACAAGUUUCCGCUUGUAAAGUGUCUUGCUUAAGAGGGGAGGAAAGCUGUUGUUCUGUGACGGUUGAUCUCCAGUCACUGCUUUGUGGCUGUGCCAAUCAUCCACCCACCCACCUUGCAGUUGUUCAGGUUGUCAGAUGGAUUCUCAAAUGUGCUUGUGUAGGCCAAGCUGACCUAACCUUCCCCUUCCCCCACUUUAUUUGCAGACGUUGAAAAGAGGGUGGCAUUUGGGCAUUUUUUCCAAUGGGAGGCAGAUGAUGUACAGUGUCUGCACAUGCUACAUUAAGCGAGCGUGCUACCUGUGCUCCCGUGUACACAAAUAUUUGAGCCUGUUCACUUGUACAGUGCUUCACACGUAACAUCUGGUGGGUGUAUGAACUUUCAACCUGUGUACAAGCUGCACAAAUCAAUAUAAGCGGACGUUUCUUUCACACAACCACUGAUACACCAGUAGAGACAGCUUGUACUUGUGUUCAGUGUGAUGGCUGAACAAACCUCGUGUGUCAGUGUGUAUUGAUUGUAUUGAUCAGCUGUAGAGUACAGAGACUACACUUGUUGAACGUUAUAUGUGAAUAACUGUACAGUAGGGCCAGUGCGGGAUUUACCUAUAAGCUAAACAAGCUAUAGCUUAGGGCCCUACUCUCUUGCGGCCCCCCAAAAAAUUUAAAGGAAAAAAACAACUGGAUGUACAUUUCCAAAAUAUAAGAUAAAAAACAAAUAAAAUAAAACCUACAUACAGCAACAGUGUUUUGUGUUGUGUAGGCUCCUAUGACGUAAGUAAUGGGCCCCGCCUGCUAGCCUGCUCCCUAAAAUACCACUGGUUUGCUCAUUUCUAUAUAUAGGUGCCUACAUUCUGCAUGGACUGGUUGCAUGGCAACAUGUGCAAAUGGCUUUAGAUACCUAGUGGUGCUGUGGUCUAAACCACUGAUCUUAGGGCUUGCCGAUCGGAAGGUCAGUGGUUCGAAUCCCCACGAUGGGGUGAGCUCCCGUUGUUCGGUCUCUGCUCCUGCCCACCUAGCAGUUCGAAAGCAUGUCAAGUGCAAGUAGAUAAAUAGGUACCGCUCCGGCGGGAAGGUAAAUGGCGUUUCCAUGCACUGCUCUGGUUUGCCAGAAGCGGCUUAGGCAUUCUGGCCACAUGACCUGGAAGCUGUCUGUGGACAAACGCCGGCUCCCUCGGCCAAUAAAGCGAGAUGAGCGCCACAACUCCAGAGUCGUCCGCGACUGGAUCUAACAGUCAGGGGUACCUUUACCUUUACCUUAGGUCUAUAAAUUACCAUAUAGCAUAUAUUCAACACAAAAAAACAGUGAAAACUUGUUGUUGACAAAGGACAGCUGGACAUAUAAAGAGCCCCAUUACCUUCAGCAGCUUAGGGCCUCAUCAAACCUAAAUCCGGCCCUGAAUACGGCUCAACUAUCUGCAUGCACGGCUACUCAGCUCGUACACUUGCUGAAUGCACCAUGUCAACAGCUCUAUAGUGUUUUUCCCAAGGGAGGGGUUUCUUUUGAAGGGGUUGGAGGUGGGCGGGAAGAGUGGCAGCUGGAAAUAUUUCUGCUUGCCACCACCACUGCAGAACUGGGCUACAACGGACCUGUUGAGGAUCCGAACUCACCUCCUUCUGUUGGCUGCACAGGUCCAUCAGUGUACUUCUGAAACCCUUGUCUCCCCAAUAUUUGGAAUCUGCCGAUUUCCUCUGAAUCUGGAGCCUUGUUUCACUUCAUCUCAUCCCUCACCUCUUGUCCUGAGUCUCCUGUUUUAAUGGGGUUGUUCCAUUGCACAUUUUUUAAAUUACGGAUGUUUACAUUUUAAUAUUUUCAUGGGAUUGUUUUAAUGAUGAAUGUUUAUAUUUUCAUGUUUGCGCAGCUGGUUUUUGUACUUGUAGACUGCUUAGAAGCCUGGUAUCAAGUGGCGUAAAACGUAAAUGACAGCAACAAUUAAUAAUAAUAACUUUUCCAUUUUGAUUGACUUGAAUUAAUUUCAAAACGACUUCCUUAUUUAUUGCAGUAAGGAUAUUGAUUCUCUGCCUUUUUCGAUUGGGGGAGCCGUAAAACAGCUAAUUAAAUGUUUUAAAAAGCAGCAAUAAGAAGGUGACCAAUGGCUGCUGCUAUCCUUCUUGCAGGACCACGAAAAGCAGUAUGUGGGGUUUGCCACUCUCCCCAACCAGGUGCACCGGAAAUCUGUGAAGAAGGGCUUUGAUUUCACCCUCAUGGUGGCAGGUGAGACUCCCCAGCAGAACUACCAAGAGAGGGAGACCUCUGUGCUGAUCUAAGGAGGGUCUGUUGGGAUGGAGGUGGUCUUUCAGGUUUUCUCAGCCCAUUGGUUUAACAAUCAAUCCCUCCACCCAGGGCAUAGCUGUCAACUGUCCGUUAUUUGGCGGGAAAGUCCCUUAUCCCAGCGCCGUGUCCCGCUGCUGUCCCUUAUUGAUGAUGUCCCUUAAAUUUCCUAGGUUUCAAAGGAAGCAGCUCCUCUCCCUCCCUCCCUGCCGGCCAGGGAGGAGGGAGGCUCCAACUGUGUUGCUUGGCUGCGUUGCUCACCCAGUAAGGAGUCUAAGAACAACUGCGGGGUGGAACUUGCAUGCCUUGUGCCAAUCAAAUUAGCCGCGUUGCCUGGGGACUCGCCUUUGCUCAGUGCUUCCCAGCGGAGAGGUGAUGGUGGUUUUCCUUGCUGAAUCCCCUUUGCCGGGUUGCUGCACUGUGGGAACCACUGCUUGAGGCUUCGUUUGGCUGCUGGCUGGGCUUUCUGCCUUUGUCUCGGAGGGGCUCAGAAGUUGAACAUACCUGUGCUCUGAAAAUCCCUUAUUUUGGCUGCUGAUCCCUUAUUUUUGAGGUUGCUCAUCCCUUAUUUUCAAAUCUUUAAGUUGACAGCUAUGACCCAGGGAACUCUGGGAAUUAUAGCUCUGAGAGGGGAAUAGGGGACUCCUCACCACUCUUAGCAGCCUUAGGAAACCAACAGCUCCCAGGAUUCUUUGGGGGUAGCCAGGAUGGUACGAUCCUGCUUUAAAUGCAUAGUGUAGAUGGGGCCUGAGUAUAGUCCGCUUCUAGAGGCUCUCAGGGGUCACCCUCUGUGUGUCCUUGGCCAAAUCAAUGCCUUUGAAUCUUUCCCUGCUGAAAUAACAGCAUCUUAUGUGAGCAUUGUGAACAAGACAAACUAGAUUUGUGGCGAUGAGAUAUUGUGUCAAUCCAAGGACAGAGCAUUCUACAUGGAAACAUUUCCUGCUUGGGGGACGAUAAUCUACCUCCCUGGUGCCAUUCCUGAAGAGUAACAAAUGCAUAAUCUUGGAAUUUAGCAUGAAAACCUCUUGUCCAAGAUGUUCUUUUAACCUGGUAUUUGCGCCUGUCCCUUUUUAGGAGAGUCGGGCCUGGGUAAAUCUACUUUGGUAAACAGCUUGUUCCUGACAGACCUCUACAAAGACCGAAAACUUCUCAAUGCUGAAGGUAUUUGCCCGUGAUCAGACAGGCAACACCUCCGACCAGUAGGUGGUGCUGUUUCCUGCCGUUGCUGUCAGCUAGGAUUCUGUGUCUUGUCUUGCGGCUUGAAGUGCUAUAGCCCUGGCACAGAUUUGUAGCCACAGUGGAACCUAGGCUUGAGAAACUGGGAUCUGCUUCUAGCAUCAGUUGCUUGAAAUGUUGCCUCUUUGUUACUGAGCAGAGCAAUAAUAGUGUCUUCAACCAGUAGGUUAUGACUUGAUCAUGACCUGAUUUAAUGUGAGUAGCAACAGCAGCACUACCACCAUUUAAAUAUAUGGUAAAAAAUUAAGUGGGUCUGCAAAUGCAUGCUUUGGUUAAAGGUAGAUCCUAGAUCUGAAAAGGUUGAAGACUAUUGAUAUAGAUGCAUCAACCACAUGGAUGAUGUGGGAGCUAAUUCUACAAAGCCAAGCUAAGAAUGUUCAAAAGAAGGGGGGGGAGUUUCUGUGACUCUCCAGAUGUUCUAGAUAUAGGUAGGUAGCCGUGUUGGUCUGCCGUAGUCAAAACAAAACCAAAAAAAUAAAAUAAAUCCUUCCAGUAGCACCGCAGAGACCAGCUAAGUUUGUUAUUGGUAUGAGCUUUCGUGUGCAUGCACACCUCUAAGUUGGUCUCUAAGACCCUCCAGAUGUUGUUUGUUUCCAACUUCCAUCAGCUCCAACCAGCAUCAUCAAUGGUCAGGGGAUGAUGGGAGCUGAAGUCCCAACAACUACUGGAGGGGCACAGGUUUCCUUGAGAGUUCAAAGCUACCAGAACAAUUAUGAGUGUUAGAAUAGCCCUGCUGGGUCAAGCCAGUGGGCCAUCAGAUACUUAUAGGAAGCCCUCAAGCAAGGGCUUCCUCCUUUGCAGAAGCCAUGCUGGUUAUGCUCCAGCAAGGCUUGUUCUUCUAUAUGCUCCAUUAUUUUUUUCUUUAACAACCCUUUCCACCAGUUUUCCCUGGACAGACAUGAAGCUAAUCAACCUCACUGGAUCCCCUUUUUUGGGGUGGGUGGGUGGGUGGGAGGCAGGGGAAUCCCAUUUUGGGGAAGGAGAGGAGAGAAAGAAAGACCUGGCAACUAAUCAUAAAUAGUGAGGCCGAUUUGGAGGUAGGGGAGGGACCUCUCUGGCGCUAACCUCCGUUAUACUUUUCCUUCCAUCUUUGUAUAUCAAGAAAGAAUCAGUCAGACAGUAGAGAUUGUGAAACACACGGUGGACAUCGAGGAGAAGGGGGUGAAGUUGAAGUUAACAAUUGUCGACACGCCAGGGUUUGGAGAUGCUGUGAACAAUACUGAGUGGUGAGUCCUACCCCAACACCAGUUUGGUUACCUCUGCUGCAGGGGAAAUUGUGAGGCACGGUCUGGUUUCUCUCCAAUAGACUAUUUCCCCCUUUUCGUAUGCUAUUUGCAAUACCAGUGCAAACUGGCCUAUAAGAUAUGCAAAGAGGUUUAAGUGAUCAAUAAUAAUAAUAAUAAUAAUAAUAAUAAUAAUAAUAAUAAUAUUUUAUUUAUAUCCCGCCCUCCCCAGCCAAAGCCGGGCUCAGAGUGGCUAACAACAUUAAAAUGAUACAACAUUCUAAAAUCAUUUCAUUAUAAAAUCAAUUCAAAAUCAAUUCAAAUCAGAUUAAUGGCAACCAUUGGGCUAGAGUUCUGUGAGGAUUGCCAGAGGAGGGGGUCAGGCUGUGCCCUGGCCAAAGGCCUGGUGGAACAGCUCUGUCUUGCAGGCCCUGCGGAAAGAUGUCAAGUCCCGCAGGGCCCUAGUCUCUUGUGACAGAGCGUUCCACCAGAUCGGAGCCACAGCCGAAAAAGCCCUGGCUCUGGUUGAGGCCAGCCUAACCUCUCUGUGGCGCGGGACCUCCAAAAUGAUUUUGUUUGAAGACUGUAAGGUCCUCUGUGGGACAUACCAGGAGAGGCGGUCCUGUGGGUACAAGGGUCCUAGGCCGCAUAGGGCUUUAAAGGUUAAAACCAGCACCUUAAACCUGAUCCUGUACUCCACCGGGAGCCAGUGCAGCUGGUAUAGCACCAGGUAAAUGUGAUCUCGCAGCGAGGACCCCGUAAGGAGUCUCGCUGUGGCAUUCUGCACCCGCUGGAGUUUCUGGGUCAGUCUCAAGGGCAGCCCCACAUAGAGCAAAGCAAAGCACUUUGCAUAUCUUCUCAGUAGCCCUUUCAGCAGCUCUGUGAAAGCUGAAAGAAAUAACAUACACCUGUAAUAUUACCCCCCAUGUUUACAUUUUAGUGCAAAAACUCAAAACCUCCUUGAAUUUGCUUUCAUGGAAGGUAAUUAUUUUCUUGACAACGCUGUAUAAGGGGCAACCUGUUUCCCCAGAAUUUGUUUCUAUAUGGAACUGCAAUUCUUGCUCUUAGAUAAGUUAUUUUUGCUAUCACGGUCCAGUCCCAAACUGUUGUUCCCAAGAAGGGAGUAACAUAACGUUCCAGUUUUGAGCCAUUAACAUCCUUGCAGUUGUCGACAGACAGGAUGCAAAUUCUUUAUGUUCUUUCUCUAUGAUAGGCAAUAUUUAGUUCAGCGAUUUCUACACUGGAUCUAAGGGAUCUCUCUUCUGUUAAUGUGUGUUAUCCUCUGUCCCCAAGUACCAUCUAACUGAUGUCCCAUUGCCAUCUUUUCCUUGUGACUUGCUCUAGUUGGAAGGCCAUCACGGAUUACAUUGACCAGCAGUUCGAACAGUACUUCCGGGAUGAGAGCGGCCUCAAUCGGAAGAACAUCCAGGACAACCGGGUGCACUGCUGCCUCUACUUCAUCUCUCCCUUUGGCCAUGGGUAAGGUGGUAUGGGCUUGUUCCUUUAUCUGCCUUGCAUACCCUGGAGCCAGUGUAGCGUAGUGGUUAGAGUGCGGGACUAGCACCCUGGAGACAUGAGUUCAAGUCCUCAUUCAGCCAUGAAACCCCAGUGACCUUGGGCCAUUCACCUUCUCUUGGCCUUAACCUACAUUUCAGGGUUGUUAUGAGGGUAAAAUCCACAUUGAGCUUCUUGGAGGAACAGUGGGAUGCAAAUGUAACACAGUGGUCCCUUGGGUUAAGUACUUAAUUCGCUCUGGAGGUCCGUUCUUAACCUGAAACCGUUCUUAACCUGAAGCACCACUUUAGCUAAUGGGGCCUCCCGCUGCCGCCACGCUGCCACCAUGUGAUUUCUGUUCUCAUCCUGAGGUAAAGUUCUUAACCCGAGGUACUACUUCCGGGUUAGCGGAGUCUGUAACCUGAAGUGUUUGUAACCCGAGGUGUUUGUAACCCGAGGUACCACUGUAAUGGAAAAUGUAAGGAUGAAUAUUCAAUAUGGCAUCAGGUGAAGGGCAGAUGGGUGUGGCUUGACCCAAAUGGGCUUGUGGGUCAAAUGGGAGAGACCUGAUGAGCCUUAUUAGACCCAUGGGAUGAAGGUUCCUUACCCCUGAUAUAAGACAGUAAGAGCCACAGGGCAUUGGUGCCAUCAGUACUGGACUUUAAGGCAGACUGGAAGUCUGCCACUCCACAGAAUGACCAGGAGGGGCUCCCAGACGCAACGGGACCGGAUUGCUACAUUUUAAAAUAAGCACACACAUUACGAUCUGAAGAGGAAGCAGGAAGUUCCCCACAAAGCCAUUAAGCUUAGAGUCUAAUAUUUCCAAGCUGCCCUUCUAGGAAAAGGGACUUGUUAUAAGAGGAAGUCCUGUCCUUUUUUUUUUUUUUUGGCAGAAAGUUCCCCUUGCUAGCGUGCAGGGAAAAAUAGAGAUUGCUUGCCUUCUAACGCCACAUUUCUUUGUUGCAGGCUGAGGCCGGUAGACGUGGAGUUCAUGAAAGCUCUGCAUGAAAAAGUGAACAUUGUUCCCCUUAUUGCCAAAGCCGACUGCCUCAUUCCUUCUGAGAUCAAGAAGCUAAAAGAGCGGGUGAGCAGUGGUAGUGCUGAUUCAUUCAUUCAUUUGUUUUGAAGAUUUAUACCAUUCUUCCUCAACCUGGCGCCUUCCUAGAUUUUUGGACUACAACUCCCAUCUGCCCCAGCCAGCAUACCUGGGUGUAUACAUACCACUACUACUACUACUACUAAUUUAUUCAUACCCCACCCAUCUGGCUGGGCUUCCCCAGCCACUGUGGGCGGCUUCCAACAAAAUAUUAAAAUACAGUAAUGCAUCAAACAUUAAAAGCUUCCCUAAAUAGGGCUGCCUUCAGAUGUCUUCUAAAAAUCUGGUAGUUGUUGUUCUCUUUGACAUCUGGUGGGAGGGCGUUCCACAGAGCGGGUGCCACUACCGAGAAGGCCCUCUGCCUGGUUCCCUGUAACUUGGCUUCUUGCAGUGAGGGAACCACCAGAAGGCCGUUGGUGCUGGACCUCAGUGUCCGGGUAGAACAAUGGGGGUGGAGACGCUCCUUCAGAUAUACUGGGCCGAGGCCAUUUAGGGCUUUAAAGGUCAGCACCAACACUUUGAAUUGUGCUCGGAAAUGUACUGGGAGCCAAUGUAGGUCUUUCAAGACCAGUGUUAUGUGGUCUCGGCGGCCACUCCCAGUCACCAGUCUAGCUGCCACAUUCUGGAUUAGUUGUAGUUUCCGGGUCACCUUCAAAGGUAGCCCCACAUAGAGCGCAUUGCAGUAGUCCAAGCGAGAGAUAACCAGAGCAUGCACCACUCUGGUGACGCAGUCCGCGGGCAGAUAGGGUCUCAGCCUGCAUACCAGAUGGAGCUGGUAAACAGCUGCCCUGGACACAGAAUUGACCUGCGCCUCAAUGGACAUCUGUGAGUCCAGAAUGACUCCCAGGCUGUGCAACUGGUCCUUCAGGGGCACAGUUACCCCAUUCAGGACCAGGGAGUCCUCCACACCCGCCCGCCUCCUGUCCCCCAAAAACAGUACUUCUGUCUUGUCAGGAUUCAACCUCAAUCUGUUAGCCGCCAUCCAUCCUCCAGCUGCCUCCAGGCACUCACACAGGACCUUCACUGCCUUCACUGGUUCUGAUUUGAAAGAUAGGUAGAACUGGGUAUCAUCCGCAUAUUGAUGGACACCCAGCCCAACCCCCCUGAUGUUCUCUCCCAGCGGCUGCACGUAGAUGUUGAAAAGCAUGGGGGAGGGGACAGAACAUAUUGAAAACGUUUUGGAAGUCAAAUGGACUUCCGGAACGGAUUCCAUUUGGCUUCCAAGGUACGACUGUAUACACAAUAAAUUGACAUGCCUGAAUAGGCUUGCUUAAACAAAGCACCAUUUUAACAGUCACCAAAAAUAAUAUAAUAAUCUAAAGUCAUUGGGCAGGGAGUUCCACAGAGGAGGUGCUGCCACACCGAAGGAUCGACAGUUUACAAGUGUGGAACCAACAUUACGUAGCUCUUGUGAAAGUGUCAGUUCUAUAGAUCGAAGCAGUCAAGCGGGCACUUGUGGAGUAAGGCAGUUCAAGUAAACUGGUCCCAAGCUGUUGAGGACUUGACAUACUUAAUAUAGAUGUAGCCAGUGUGGUGCCCUCUACAUAUACUACAACUCCCAUCAGCCCCAGUCAGUGUGGCCAACCAUCAGGUAAGAUGGCAGUAGUAGCCUAUGACAUUUGUACUAAAUGUUGACGACCCUUGUACUAAAUGGUGACACCUUGAAUUUAGCCCAGAACAGUGGGAGGGCACCGGGUUGGGGAAGGCUGGCUUGUAGCUCGCCUUUCAGUCAUGUGAUUCUCAAAGCAGCUUGCAAGAAACCAGUUGUAACAAUGCUCUGAUGUAGGGAUGAGGGUGUGCUUCCUUUUUGGCCCACACUAAAUAAUACUGGGCUCAUUGGUCCAUAGCUGUCAACCGUCCCUUGUUUGGUGGGAAACUCCCUUAUCCCAGCGCCGUGUCCCGCUGCUGUCCCUUAUUGAUGAUGUCCCUCAAAUUUCCCGGGUUUCAUGCUCACCCGGCUUGGGAGGGAAGCAGCAGCUCAGGGUCCUCCGCCGCGCGAGAGUGCCCGUGCUGGCACCGUCGUCCUGGCGUGAGGAGUUCCAUCGGCCCUUCCCCGCCCGAGAGAGGGGGGGAGGGAGAGAGACUCUCGCCCACGGGCCUGGAGGUGGCAGUGGUGGCAGCUGAGGAGGUGGCCUGAGGGAGGAGGAAGAGGAAGGGAUAGGGAGGGACGCAGAAGGGCGGCGCUUCAGCGGCCACGGUGAUGCCACGACUGCCUCAUGCCGGAUUGACAGCAUCUGUCAAUCCUACCAAUGUAUGUAACUCUUUACAAUAGCAAAAUCCCUUAAUUUGGCUGCUGAUCCCUUAUUUUCGAGGCUGCUGGUCUCUUAUUUUCAAAUCUGUAAGUUGACAGCUAUGCGUUGGUCUGAUGUGGGGGAAAGCAAGUGGUGUGUGGCCCCUGGAAGAUUGCCCCAAAGGGAAUGUGGCCCUUGGACUGGAAAAGUUUCCCUACUCCUGCUUUAAAGGUUUCUCUUUAUGGCACCAGCCAAGUAUUAUGUUGUAAUGUGAGUGUUCUUCCUGUUUUCUCCUUCCUGGAUAUUCCUGUGCAGAUCAGGGAGGAGAUCGACAAGUUUGGAAUUAAAGUUUACCAGUUUCCUGAGUGCGAUUCUGACGAAGACGAGGACUUCAAACAACAAGACAGAGAGCUGAAGGUGAGGAAGGGGCAAAAAUAUUUCCCAUAAUACUUGGUCAUGGUUAGGGAUGAGACAACCUGUCAAUUUGGGGUUGUUUCAGCUUUUCAUUUUGUCUGUCUUAAGUUUCCCGCAUUUUCACAUCAGUUUGCAAUUUUAUCGUAAUGAAAAUUCACCAGCAUUUUAGUGCAAAUGUUUCUGUACGGUUGCGAAUUACUCGGGAUGCGGCCGGACCUCCGGAACGGAUCCUGUUCGCAACCGGAGUUACCACUGUACCCGUGUAGCUGAGUCUUUAAAAGCCUGGGACGCAAAUUUUCACAGCCCUCUAGCAGUUAUGCUGGCUCAUUUACCAGAAGUAAUAAUGUGUUUAAUAUUAACCCUGGAAGUGUAUACUUGAUUCUGAGCCAACUAAACUUCCUAGAGCAAAAUAUACAUUAAGAGGCUUAGUUUGGUCAGAAUUGAGUAUACACUUUCAGAGUUAACACUAACACAUUACUUCCACCAUAGCCACUAGAGGGCCGUGAAAAUUUGUUAAGUGUGCAUUAGUUAAGUACUGUCUUUUUUGGUGUAUAACACACCCAUGUGUAUAAGACGGCCCCUAUUUUUGGGGACUACAAAUUAAGGAAUUAAGGGGGGGGAGAUUGCCCAGAGUUGUUGAGCUUUUUUAUGGGGGGGGGAUUGCCGCCAAUGCCAAUCGCCUGCCGAAGCCACCAAUCGUCUGCCCGCUUGCCACCAGCUGCCGCCAAUUGCCCAUCCAAUUGCCGCAGCAGCAGCCAAUUGCCAGCAGGCCUUGACACAGCCACCAAUCACUCGCCCAAUCGCCACUGACAAUCUCCUGCUCAUGGCUGCCACCAAUCGCCCGUUCCCCCUCUGUACUAUCCAUUUAUAAGCCGAACCUCAGUUUUUAACAUUUAUUUAUAAUUAAAAAACCCUCGUCUUAUACACGGAAAAAUACAGUAUGUGUUGAAUCACAAAAUAUGAAUUUGGACACAAAUGUUAUCGUGUAAUACCCACACUUGAUGUGUGAACAUGGUCCUGUCCCUCCUUCAGCAUGUCAGGCAAACAUCUAAAGCAAUAUGGACCACAUCUGCCCGUCCAGAUGUUAUUGGACUCCCAGACCCAUCACUCCCAACCGAAACGGCCAGGGGUUGGAGCUGAUGGGAAUUGUUGAACCCUGGGCCAAGAAAACUGAGGAAUCCCUCACUCUGCUUCCUUAAAUCUUCUUUUCUUCCACUGGUCUUCUCCAACUGCUCUGAUCUCUAGCUUCUUUCUGGGUCCAUGUCUGACCAUGUCCAAUAAACCCUGAAAUUAUCUCUCCUCCCAUUCCAGGAAAGUGCUCCCUUCGCAGUCAUCGGCAGCAACACGGUGGUGGAGGCCAAAGGUCAGAGGGUACGAGGGCGGCUCUACCCUUGGGGAAUCGUGGAAGGUGAGCCAUGUUCCUGGGAAGCGAGAUGGCAGUCCUGGACGCUGGGUCUCCUAAAAGCUGUUUGGCCCUCCUAGCUAAAUGGAACCUUCUGGUUCAGGGGCAUUCUACCUCCGAGUGCCAACCCAGAGCAGAAAGCCCAUGCCUCAGUUAUUUAUACUAUUUAAUUCUACUCUGAUUUCUGCUAUUAGCAGUCCCCCAUGGACCAGAAGCACGACUCAUGUCAACGAGGAGUUGUGUUUUCAGUGUGGUGGGUCCAGCGUUAUGGAACUAUUAGAAGUCAGACAUUCGCUGCCUCUCACGGUGCCAUCUCUGCAGGGCACCCACAAAAAAAUUCAACGGGCCCCCUCAAUGUUCCACAGCUGGGCGGGCUCCAGCCGUGGGAGCCAAUUGCAGGCGGCCGUGGGUGAUUGGACACCCACAAGAAUAUAAUUCUGGGGGCUGGGCACCCACAGAGUCAAUGAGAAGGCAUCCACACUCUGCAGCCAGCCAGCGAGGCACCCUUUUAUGGGUGUGUGUGUGUGAGACAUGGAGGCAGCGUCUCUCUGAGCCCUUCCCUGCAGAAAUAGGGUGCCUCACUGACUGCGGAGAAGAGCCACCACCGGCCAGCACAACACGGAUGUGUGAUGUCACACGCACAUGUAAUACAGUCAUACCACGGGUUACAGAUGCUUUGGGUUGCGCAAUUUCAGGUUGCGCACUGCGCCGAACCCGGAAGUACCGAAAUGCUAAAUUGUCCUUUGUGCAUGCGCAGAAGCACUAAAUCGCGCUUUGCAUUUGUGCAGAAGCGCCAAAUUGCGACCCGAGUGUGCGCAGACACAGCGCUGUGGGUUGCAAACGUGCUUCCCUCACGGAUCUGAGCGUCCACUGUAAUGUUAAUAUAAUAAUUUAUUACUUAUACCCCUCCCAUCUGGCUGGGUUUCCCCGGACACUCUGGGCGGCUCGCAACAGAAUAUUAAAAACACGACAAAACUUCAAACAUUAGAAACUUCCCUAAACAGGGCUGCCUUCAGAUGUCUUCUAAAAGUCUAGUAGUUGUUUUCCCCUUUGACAUCUGGUGGGAGGGCGUUCCACAGGGCGGGUGCCACCACUGAGAAGGCCCUCUGCCUGGUUCCCUGUAACUUUGCUUCUCACAGUGAGGGAACUGCCAGAAGGCCCUUGGAGCUAGACCUCAGUGUCCAGCAUGUGCAGGUUUGCGCAUGUGACGUCACACAUCUGCGUUAUGGCAGCGGGCACCCACAAUCCUGAGGGCGAGGUGGUACCCUUGGCUCUAGCGGACCCUACUCUGACUGCAGUGAGCUCUGAUGGGCCCUCCCGCUGCAGGUGAGGCUCUGUUGGAACCUGUGGCAGCAGUGGUAGGGCCUGAUGGAGCCUGUCGCAGUUGCAACAGGCCCUGACAGACCUUUCGGAGGGUGCGUCGGGGCUCCUACCAGUCAUGCCCACGCAUUGGGCACCCGCAAUGUUGGGAAGAACCCAGCACACCUGCUGCCUCUGGUAGGUUUCAGGCACCAGGUGAAAGCAGUUUUAUUUCAGGAGACCUUUGCACCACCACAAAUGCUGUUUUAUUCUCCCGGUGUUUUAAUUCAUGUUCUAAAUUUUGUAUAUCGUAUAUUUUUGUUUUUGCAAGGAGAUUUAGGACCCAGGUGUGGUGAAGAGCAGGGUAUAUAUAUAUAUAUAAUUAAAACAAAUAAAUGAAAUAAUACUCUGCUUUUCCUCCCCUCCAACGGGGGCACUCAAAGCAGCUAACGAAACCCAGCAAACAAUUAAGCAAGUAACGGCAACAAGCGCGUAACAACCACAGCGCUAAAAGCAUGAUAUAAAUACGGUGGUACCUCAGGUUACAUACGCUUCAGGUUACAGACUCUGCCUACCCUGAAAUAGUGCUUCAGGUUAAGAACUUUGCUUCAGGAUGAGAACAGAAAUCGUGCUCCAGUGGUGCAGCGCCAGCAAGAGGCCCCAUUAGCUAAAGUGGUGCUUCAGGUUAAGAACAGUUUCAGGUUAAGAAUGGACCUCUGGAACGAAUUAAGUACUUAACCUGAGGUACCACUGUAACACGAUAUGCUAAAAUGGCAAGCAGCAUCAAUGGAAUUCAGAGAGCCAAUGGUCAAAAAAUUCAGAACGUGCUUGCUGGGGAAGCUUUUAAAACAAUCUCCCCCAACCUCUAGAUCAGAGUCGUCCAAUUAAAUAUAUUAAUUGUGUGAAUUAAAUAGUAUUAACUAUAUUGCAAACUCUUUCAUUUAUGAUGUGAGAAUUAAAUUCAGUGCGCGGCCCGCAGGUUCUGUGUCAAAGUACUCUUGCGGCCCGCGUGGUCAGAAAGGUUGGACUGCCCUGCUGUAGAUGCUGUGGACUCCAGCUCCCAUGAGCCUCAGCCACCAUGGCCAGUAGAGAGAGAUGAUGGGAACUGUAGUCCAACAACACCUGAGGGGCCAGAUCUCUCCCCACCCCCCUGCUUCAGAGGCCUCUUGCAGGCUAGUGUUGGAGCAUAACCCUGGGCCGUAUUGUAAUCUGAUGAGGCCAUGUGUAUGUUCCCAAUCUCUAACAGAGGGGAUGUGGAACAAUGCCAUCUCGACUAAUUGGAGACUUAGCAAUUUGUGAGGAUGCGAAGCUCAUGAUUGGACCUGUGGCGGCAGUGGCUCCUUUGGUGACUUCCACUGGUGUCUGCAAAGUGCCUCAUCUGCCCUAAUAAUAAUAAUAAUAAUAAUAAUAAUUUAUUUAUACCCCGCCCAUCUCGCUGGGCUUCCCCAGCCACUCUGGGCGACUUUCAACAAAAUAUUAAAAUACAGUAAUGCAUCAAACAUUAAAAGCUUCCCUAAACAGGGACCAGCCUCCACACACACAAACGCACAUGCACACAUGCGUCGUAUGCAAUUAAAAAAGCCACAUCCCCUUGAAAUUGCGUAUUUCUUUUCAUGGGUUCCCCUAGGCAUGUCAGAGGAAUGUGUCUGAAAUGAGCUAACCGGUGGAUUUCCUUCCACCACAGCUUAGCUGUGCUUGUCACAUUUAUUCUCUAACACAGUUCCUUUUACAGUCAGACACAUUAGUGUGUGUGUGUGUGUGUGUGUGUGUGUGUGUGUUUGAAAUAACUGAAUACGGUUAGGAUGUAAAGGGGGAUUCUGGUGCAUACAUUCCCCUCCUUACCCGAGAUUUGUUUCUUUGUUGCUGUCUGCCAAACAAUGUCUGUUGUUGCUGCUUCCUCAGUGGAAAACCAGGCGCACUGUGACUUUGUGAAACUGCGGAACAUGCUGAUCCGAACGCACAUGCACGACCUGAAGGACGUCACCUGCGACGUUCACUACGAGAACUAUCGGGCGCAGUGCAUCCAGCAGAUGACCAGGUAGGGUCCACCUGAGGUUCUGCUCCCUCAAGGGAUGAAUGCGUCUGUGUGAAUCAGCCCUUAGAGCCAUAGCUGUCAACCAUCCCUUAUUCGGUGGGAAACUCCCUUAUCCCAGCGCCGUGUCCUGCUGCUGUCCCUUAUUGAUGAUGUCCCUUAAAUUUCCCGGGUUUCAAAGGAAGCAGCUCCUCUCCCUCCCUCCCUGCCGGCCAGGGCGGAGGGAGGCUCCAACUGUGUUGCUUGGCUGUGUUGCUCACCCAAUAAGGAGUCUAAGAACGACUGGGGGGUGGAGCUUGCAUGCCUUGUGCCGAUCAAAUCGGCCGUGUUGCCUGGGGACUCGCCUUUGCUCAGCGCUUCCUAGCGGAGAGGUGACGGUGGUUUUCCUUGCCGCACCCCUUUGCCGGUUUGCUGCUCUGUGGGAACCACCACUUGAGGCUUCGUUUGGCUCCUGGGCUGGCUGGGCUUUCUGCCUUUGGCUCGGGAGCUGGUUGACUAAAAUCCCUUAUUUUGGCUGCUGGUUCCUUAUUUUCGAGGCUGCUGGUCCCUUAUUGUCAAAUCUGUAAGUUGACAGCUAUGCUUAGAGCUGUUGUUGUUGUGUGGCAAACGUCUUCUGAAAGCGGGAUGAUUUCUCUUCUGAAAAUGUGACAUGCAACAUUUCAGCGAAGGGCCAUAGCUCAGUGGUGGAGCCUCUAUUUCUCUUUAAUUCAGCCCUUUACUUAAAAACAUGAGGACUAGAAUCUUUAUUUCUUCUUUGUUGUUACCAGCCAUUUGCCUCGGAUUGAGUUUCUUUUUUACAAAGUAAUAAUCAUAAAUAAAUAAGAAAAAAAAUGUGCACCCCACCACCGAGACCAUUCCAUUGUAACUACCCAACCUCCCAAAAUUUUAACACCUCUGGUGAUGGUUUGACCCCUUUCUGUUUUAACAGUACAAAUUCUACAAACAGCCUCCAUAUCUCCUCAAAAUCAUUUCUCCUGCAUGUUCCCUGCCUUACCUUAAUGGCACAUGUGAAUUUAUCAUUCAUAGCUAUAUCCCACACCUCUUUAUGUCAUUCUUCCAUUUUAUAUUCUGCUUGCCCCUUCCACUUCCUGGCUAUAAUAAUUUGUGCAGCUGUCAAUAAAUUUGUGAGCAAGUCCUCCAUAGCCUGCGAACCUUCCACCCCAUCAUAAAUUGAUAAUAAUGCUACUGCUGAACAUUUGGUCAGCUUUAACCCAGUGAUUUCUGUUAUCUCCUUAAACCAGAUUGAGAUUUAAAGUUGAUGGUUGGCUGGAUGAGUGAAUCAACUAUAUAUUUUGGAAAACUGUUCAUUUGUUCACUAUGCAUUUGGGCAUAAACCACAGAAGGUUGGCAGUUCGAAUCCCCACGACAGGGUGAGCUCCUGUUGCUCAGUCCCAGCUCCUGCCAACCUAGCAGUUCGAAAGCACGUAAAAGUGCAAGUAGAUAAAUAGGUACCACUGCUGCAGGAAGGUAAAUGGUGUUUCCGUGCGCUGCUCUGGUUUGCCAGAAGUGGCUUAGUCAUGCUGGCCACAUGACCCGGAAGCUGGACGCCGGCUCCCUUGGCCAGUAAAGCAAGAUGAGCGCCGCAACCCCAGAGUCGGUCACGACUGGACCGACCUAAUGGUCAGGGGUCCCUUUACCUUUACCUGUAACUAAAUCUUGCAUGGUGGCACUUGAAAUCAAGGAGCAGGCUUCCAUCCAUGUUUGGACACAAUCGGACACCAUUUUGAAUCAAUAUGGUGGACUGAACCUUUCAAGCCUGCACUGUUUUCAACCAAAUUUUGCAUGGCGGUUCCUGAAAUUAUGGAGAAGGUUUUCUUCAAAACUCCCCCCCCCCCCCAAUGUUUUGAUACAAUGGGACACUAGUUUGAAUCAAGAUGGCAGACUGAACCUUUUAAAAAUUGCACUGAUUUUAACCACAUAUUUAAACUUUGCACUGAUUUUCUGUUGUUGCGCUUAGAGCUCCCAAGCAACAGCAGGUCCAAGAUUGUUGGUGAAUGAAUGGAUAAAUGUUGCAGGGGGACAUUCUUCUUUUCUGGGAUGGUAGUGGGAAAAAGAAAUUUUGUUAGAAGGGUGUCUUCUGAGAACUUUUGACUCGUCACUACUGCCAUAAAGCAACCUCCUGGAUUGGAGAGUUAAUGAAACCCACCUUAAUUCCCUCUCCCUUUUUCUCCUGCUUAUGUUUUUAGCAAGCUGACUCAGGAUAACAGGAUAGAGAGCCCCAUUCCGAUUUUGCCGCUCCCAACACCGGAUGCGGAAACGGAGAAGCUGAUCAAGAUGAAAGAUGAAGAGGCAAGGAGGCAUUUCGCUAUUGGUCUCUCUUGAGACAUCACCCAAGCUAGCUAUCUUCUUCUUGAAUUUGGAGCUGUUUGGGUGUGUGUGGUAGUUUUGUCGUGUGCUGGUGUGCUUUGCCAUUGUUAUAAGGAAUUUCUGGAAGGCGGCGUUCUGUCCUGGAUCUUAGGGAAGUUUUUAUGUCUGAUGUUUUGUCGUUGUUGCUGUUGUUGUUGUUAUCAUCAUCAUCAUCAUCGUCAUCAUCAUCAAUUCUCUUGGGAGCUGCCCAGAGUGGCUGGGGAAACCCAGCCAGAUGGGUGGGGUAUAAAUUAAUUAUUAUGAUGAUGAUGAUUAGGCAAGCCAACUGAAAAAUCACUUUUUUUGGCGUUUUUGUAAAAAACAAAACAAAACCCUCAACAAUCUUGGUGGUCCCCUAAAGAAAAGCUCAACCAUUUUGGGGUCUUCCUAAAAAAAGGCUGAACAACUUUUCGGGUGUCUUGGUUUUUACUUUUUCAAAUAUGGCAACCCUACCAUUGUUUACUCUCAUCUUGAAAAAGGAUCAAGUGUCGUGCUGGAUCAGGCCAGCGGACCUUCUGGUCCAGCACCCUGGCUUAUCAAUUAACCCAAAGCAUAUUUGCGUACUUAGGAAAGUAUAUUAAGGGAAAAAAGAGGAGAAGAAGAAGAAAACCUCACUCAUAUUAAGUCUUCAGAACUUCCACAGUCUUUGGUGUUGGUAAUAAGUGUGUGUCGUUUUGUCAUCAGUGACAGCACAGGCACUGUCCAAUAGGUGCAAUCCCAAAGUCAACUGUUUUUGAAGAAGGCUAACAUUUAACCGGAAUGACACAGGUGGUGCUGUGGGUUAAACCACAGAGCCUAGGACUUGCCAAUCAGAAGGUCGGCGGUUCGAAUCCCCGUGAUGGGGUGAGCUCCCGUUGCUCGGUCCCUGCUCCUGCCAACCUAGCAGUUCGAAAGCACGUCAAAGUGCAAGUAGAUAAAUAGGUACCGCUAUGGCGGGAAGGUAAACAGUGUUUCCGUCUGCUGCUCUGGUUUGCCAGAAGCGGCUUUGUCAUGCUAGCCACAUGACCCGGAAGCUGUACGCCGGCUCCCUCGGCCAAUAAAGCGAGAUGAGUGCCGCAACCCCAGAAUCGGUCACGACUAGACCUAAUGGUCAGGGGUCCCUUUACCUUUACCUUAACAUUUAACCAGCAGCCUCCAAUAGCAAUGUAAACACCAGGUUCCCAUCAGUCAAAAUGAGAGUGGUGCGUGUUCAUGUCUCUAGGUAAGAGUGGACUUUUGUGCUGCUUGAAAGUGCAAAUUUUCCAUUGUUGGCAGUGUAAGUACUCAGAGUCAGAUGUUGAAGGUCUUAUUCCUUACUCCACUGCACAAGUUCAGCAACACCAUUUUCUUUUAGGACUCAGGGGCUUGUACUAUAGCACUGAAGACUACAAAGCCCAUGAUGCAGUGUAGAAAUAUAAUCGGCCUUGAAAUGGGGGGCAGCCUGGCGGCGGGGGUGGGGUGGGGGAGAGAAUAUUGCUGGAAAAGUGGAAUACCAAUGUUUCAAAUAAACAGCGUAACCUCUCCCCCCUCCCUCUCUUUUCUUCCUACAGUUGCGUAGAAUGCAAGAGAUGCUGCAGAAAAUGAAACAGCAGAUGCAAGACCAGUGAAAAAAG
Messenger RNA from Podarcis lilfordi (Lilford's wall lizard), 28582 nucleotides. Lineage: Eukaryota; Metazoa; Chordata; Lepidosauria; Squamata; Lacertidae. The record is from the annotation of a GenBank genome assembly.